This is a messenger RNA of Bactrocera tryoni, 2139 nucleotides long. Its product is annotated as putative mediator of RNA polymerase II transcription subunit 8. The record is from RefSeq and is a predicted model, not a curated record. The coding region runs from base 94 to 2052 and encodes 652 amino acids. Lineage: Eukaryota; Metazoa; Arthropoda; Insecta; Diptera; Tephritidae. The transcript has 4 exons.
AGUUUGUGGGAAGAAGAAGAAAAUAGAUUUUUUACACAAUAUAGAAUUUGGAUACAUCAGCACAACUAUUUAAAUAAAAAUUUAGAAACCAAAAUGAAGAUCUUCGCAUCAGUGUGCAUCCUUGUCACCGUUCUUGUGCUCGCUAACGGCGAGCCACCCAUCGGCAAACGUCCGUUAGGCUACCCACUGUGGGGCGGUAAGAGUGCCAAGCAAAUCGCCCUCAACCGCAACAAAGCCGCACUGGCUGGCGCCAAACAACGUACGUUGGUCGUACAAAUCCGCAGCGAUCAGCCCGUGCCGCUCGUGCUGAAGGGCGGACGCAAUGCCCAACAGCUGCGACAUGGACCAAAUCAUUUGCGUGGCGUACGUCCCGUUAAGCUAACCGGCCCGGUUUACUUGAAAUCCGCACCGCUCGGACAUAAACAUCUGCAGCGUAAGCCGUUGAAGAUCAAGUUGGCGAACAGUAAGCCGAAGCAUAAGCCGGCGACUAGCUACGAAGUGCCAUUCCGCUUUGAAGUGCCUGCAACAAAUACAAUCCAGUAUCCGCCGUUGGGCAAUGAUGUGCAGCAACUGCCGACGGAGACACACAGCGAUUUCAUCACCGAGCAUGAACAUGAAUACGAUCACUUUGCACCCAUACACACAAUACCCGCACCUAAUCUCUCCUUGCCUGAAAAUCAUCCCCAGGAAUCAUAUCUACCACCAAAAAUACAAUCACAAACCUACCACCAUACCCUCACCAAUCACAACAACAUCGAGAAUCAAUAUCAGGUGACUGAAGAACACACCAAUGAUCAAACUAUACGUGACCCACUCUCUGGCUCGCAGAAACUCUUCGCACCCGAUCCAGAUCCUUCGCUGCCAGUCGCACAAUUGCGUCCCGCCACCGAGCCCUUCAAUCAGCCCAGCAACGGCAAACCACUGCCGGUCGAUGUGCAAUCGAAUUUCCUUGUACCCGCCCAGCCAUUGGUGCAGAUAAUCGGCGCCCAAGAGGUGGCCACACCCGAAAUCUAUCCCAUUCAAUUUACACAACAAGCCCAACUUCAACCGGUUGUGGGCGCCAAUGACGCUGCCGUGCAUACAGCAUACGAUCCAACCUAUCUGAUUACGCAGUCCAAUCAGUUGUACACGCAACACCAGCAACAGCUGUUCCAGCCCAGCGCCAGCGUCUUACAUGGCGCUUAUGUCAAUGCCGAUCUCACACAGGAAAUCGCCAGUGAUGGUCAAAUCUUGCAAGCGGCUAAAGAUCCACAUCACAACAUCCACCCGGUGUUGGAUAGCGCACCACAAUUUGCUGCACUCAUUGCUGCACCGGUGUUGGGUGAGCAACACUCGGCCGGUCAUUACAAUUUGCAGCCACAGGCGGCCGCUUUAACUGCCACAUCGGCGUCGCCUGAGGGCGGUUUUGUUGUGUCCAAUUAUUAUGACAAUGCUGGACCGGCCGAUAAUUCUCAGCUGCUGCAAGCGUACGCUGAAGAGGAAGCGCAGCGUUUAGAAAUCGAGGCGGAACAAGAGAAGCAACAAUAUGCCUUACAACAACAGCAGCAGCAUUUGUUGGCGUUACAGCAGCAGCAACAUCAACUUCAACAACAACAAGAUUUGCAGCAGCAGCAACAGUUGCAUCAACAACUACAAGACCAGCAGUUGCAACAACAAUUACAAGAACAACAGUUGCAACAACAAUUGCAAGAACACCAGCUGCUUCAACAGCAAUUGCAGCAGCAGCAGCAACGUCAUCAAAAACAACAGCAACAGAGUCACCAUCAACAACAGUCGCUAGAUCCCGCAGCUGCCGCUUUCCACGAACACCAACGGUUAGUGCAACAGCAACUUGGUGAUGACACCCCACUGCGGAUAUUCGUGCCCGACGAUGAAGCUGCCGGAGAAGCGCGUCUGCAAAAGCGUUCUGAUAUGGUCAAAAAAGGAACUGUCGAGGAUGCGAGCACAUCAAACGACAACGCGACAGCCGACGACGAUCUGUUCGAAGUAUCUUCGUCCGUUGAAGUGUCUAAUGAGAACCAAAAAGAUGAACACACGACUGACAAUGAGUGAUUGAAGCUGCGGUGAGGCAGUGCAAACUUGUUGGAGAAUUAACAAAAAAAAUAACGAAUAUAUGUAAAAAUCAUAUGUACAUUAUAG